This is a messenger RNA of Phoenix dactylifera (date palm), 571 nucleotides long. Lineage: Eukaryota; Viridiplantae; Streptophyta; Magnoliopsida; Arecales; Arecaceae. The record is from RefSeq and is a predicted model, not a curated record.
CUUGAAAAACCCCUCUCCAUCGCCUCUUCUCCCCUCCACGGGCCGCUCAAAAUCCCUCUCCUCUCGCAUUCACAGAUCUUUCAAUCCUCCCGAAACCCUAACCCUAACCCCAACGAGCAAUCGAAGACGAGAAAUGGCCCAGAGAGAGGAGCUCCAGGUCCCGAAGACUCUCACCCUCUGCAUCAACAACUGCGGCUUCUACGGCAACCCCGCCACCAACAACAUGUGCCAAGCCUGCUUCCAGGCAGCCGGAUUCGCCUCCCCCUUGCUGCCCUCCCGCUCCAGCCACGAGAAAGCCAGCUCCGCCCCGGCUCAGUCGCUGGAUCCGGCAGCGGAAGCAGGGAGGGGAGGUGCGGAGGGGCCGGCGGCCAAGGCUGAUGCUGCCGCCGCGGUGGUGUCGCCGGCGAGGCGGGUGAGCCGGUGCGCGGGUUGCCGGAAGAGGGUGGGGCUUACGGGGUUCCGGUGCCGGUGCGGAAGCAGGGAGGGAAGCCAACGACCCCCUCCAAACAACCCUGUCGGAAGGGUCACUCCUCCCUCAACCCAUUCCAGAGAUCGGAAAGCAUCUAUUUAA